Molecule: messenger RNA, 1536 nt
Organism: Marchantia polymorpha subsp. ruderalis
Lineage: Eukaryota; Viridiplantae; Streptophyta; Marchantiopsida; Marchantiales; Marchantiaceae
Source: the annotation of a GenBank genome assembly
AUGGCGUCGUCGUGCGUCGAAAAUGAGGAGGGCUUCCUCAUCGAUCUGCUGCUCACGGGAGGUCUCAGCUCUGCAAGUGCGGUCCAGGUCGGAGAAUUCUUGUGCUCCAAGCUGGGCGGCGUGUCCAACAGAUUCUCGAGCCACACGCUGGCCAUCGACAAUGUGUACCUGCUCUUCUCGACCUACCUCGUCUUCUCGAUGCAGAUUGGCUUCGCCAUGCUGUGCGCGGGCUCGGUGCGGGCCAAAAACACCAUGAACAUCAUGAUGACCAAUGUCCUGGACGCAGCCGCGGGAGGCAUCUCGUUCUAUCUGUUCGGAUUCGGCUUCGCCUUCGGGCGCAGCGAGCACAACAAUUCGUUCAUCGGCAGCAAUUUCUUCAGCCUGCACAACAUCCCCGACCGAUCGAACGGAUUCGACUACAGCUUCUUCCUCUUCCAGUGGUCGUUCGCCAUCGCCGCCGCCGGCAUCACCAGCGGCUCAAUCGCCGAGCGUACGCAGUUCGUCGCCUACCUGGUGUAUUCGUCGUUUCUCACCGGCUUCGUGUACCCCAUCAUCGCGCACUGGAUGUGGUCGGUCGACGGCUGGCUGGGCGCCACCGGCCCCACGCGGUUGUUCGGCGUGGGCGCCAUCGACUUCGCGGGCAGCGGCGUCGUCCACAUGGUGGGCGGCAUCGCGGGCCUCUGGGGGGCGUACAUCGAGGGACCGCGCAUCGGCAAAUUCACCCGCGACGGCUCGCCCGGCAUGGACAUGAAGGGGCACAACGCGUCGCUCGUCGUGCUCGGCAGUUUCCUCCUCUGGUUCGGGUGGUUCGGGUUCAACCCGGGAUCGUUCGUCAAAAUCCUGGUGCCGUAUGACGGGUCGGACUUCGAGGGCAACUGGACCGGAGUCGCCCGCACCGGCGUCACUACCACGCUGGCCGGCUGCGCGGCCGCGCUCACCACGUUAUUCGCGCGCCGCUACUACACGGGCCACUGGAACGUGGUUGAUGUGUGCAAUGGCCUGCUCGGGGGCUUCGCUGCUAUCACGGCCGGCUGCUCCGUGGUCGACCCCUGGGCUGCGCUGCUCUGCGGCUUCGGGGCGGCCUGGGUGCUCAUGGGCUUCAAUUACAUGGCGGACGUGUUCAAGUACGACGAUCCUCUGCAGGCGGCGCAGCUGCACGGCGGCUGCGGGGCAUGGGGGCUGCUCUUCACGGGCCUCUUCGCCAACGAGAAGUACGUGCUCGAGGCAUACGGGCCAGGCCGGGGCCACGGCUACCUCCUGGGCGGGGGCGGCAAUUUGCUCGCCGCGCAGCUCGUGUCGAUUCUGGUGAUUUUCCUGUGGGUGACAGUGACCAUGGUGCCGUGCUUCUGGUUUCUGAACAAGAACGACCUGCUGAGGAUCGACACCGACGACGAAUUGGCAGGUAUGGAUCUCACGUGCCAUGGUGGCCCGGCUUAUUACAAUGACGAUCAGCCGUACCACUCGUACGCAGAAUACCUCGACCAGAAAUACGAAAAGACUCGGGGCCGGCGACACGGGGGCGACCAGCUGGCGUGA